AUGGCCCGUGAGUCUUGUCAGGGCAAUGCCCUGACAGCCAGGAGGGACGACCGUGAUCGCAACGAGGAAAACUGCAAUCCCCACACGAAGACCAUCGAUGUGCGAUGCUUCGUGGUGGAGAAGAGGGAUCGAGAAACAUUUUUCUCUAUCAUUUCCAAGAAUGUUGUUCCUGGAACACAGAUUUGGACUGAAGGGUGGGCAGCAUAUGGUGCUCUCCCGACAAUGGGAUACCUACAUCAGUGGGUGAAUCACGAGAACUUCCUGAACACCGUAAAUGGUGCUCACACCCAAAACAUCGAGCGCUGCUGGGUGGAGGUUCGCAGAUUUAUUCAACGAAACCGGAAGGGAACGACACCAGGUCUGCUACAGACUCACCUGGCCGAGUUUCGGCAUCGGGGCCGCAUGGAAGGAGUGGACCUUUUCGAGGGGCUCCUCAAUGUGAUUAAGUUCUAUCCUGCGUAGAUGUGUGCC
Messenger RNA from Darwinula stevensoni, 471 nucleotides. Lineage: Eukaryota; Metazoa; Arthropoda; Ostracoda; Podocopida; Darwinulidae. The record is from the annotation of a GenBank genome assembly.